Molecule: messenger RNA, 3234 nt
Organism: Acipenser ruthenus (sterlet)
Lineage: Eukaryota; Metazoa; Chordata; Actinopteri; Acipenseriformes; Acipenseridae
Product: interleukin-2 receptor subunit beta-like
Exons: 10
Coding region: 397-1950 (517 amino acids)
Biological process (GO): immunoglobulin mediated immune response; cytokine-mediated signaling pathway
Cellular component (GO): membrane; external side of plasma membrane
Molecular function (GO): cytokine receptor activity; protein binding
Source: RefSeq, a predicted model, not a curated record
AGACAGAGAGAGAGAGAGAAAGAGAUGGAUAAACAACACUGUCUUUUCAAACACUCAGAAAGCAAAAACAGAAAAUCAACAGACAGCAGUUAAACUGGGGAAUUUCCAUCUCAGAGCUCAAAAACAAGCAGCCAUUUCUCCGGCUCUCUCUCCUCUUUGUGGUUGAAAGUUCUGCCUAUUAAUGUCGUGUUAGUUUCGGGCUAUUGUUUUUGAAAAUGAAACUCUUUGCUACGGUUCUUUGAGUCUGAUUACAACCACAGAAGAAUUCACUCGUGCAGAGAGAGAGAGAGAGACACCCAACUUGACUUGAAAGCUUUUAAAAAUUAACUACGACCGAAAAAUCCUCACCAAGAUUCAGAAGAGUGAAGCAGAGAAUGACUGUAUAGCUGCGCAGCGAUGGCUGGAUUCAAUCUGCUGGUCCUUUCCAUCUCUUUCUGUGUGUUUCAGGCAGCUGCACAGAGUCACCAGGAAGGGGGCAGCUUGAAGUGUGUUUCUGAUUACAAAUCCACGCUGAGCUGUGCUUGGAACACGACAGGGAAGCUGAGAGAGUCUUCAUGCAGGCUUCACUUCACAUGGACCGUAAACAGACUACAGAAAAAGAUACAGAGAUAUGAAACGUGCGAGCUGCAAGAUUCACCCAGUGACCCUCGGAUGCAAAGCUGCAGUGUGAUAGCGGGCGGAAAUCAAGAGCGGCAAAUGUUCACGACCGUCACUGUGAUCACAAGCCGGGUGAAGUGUGGAAACUGCAGCCAGGAUGCAGCUAACAUUACAUUCAAACCAGUUGAAAACGUGAAAAUGCACCCUCCCUUCGCUCCUUCCAUUGUGGACAGCACCAACAUUACCUGGACUCUGAACCACAGUCUGAUCUCAGUGCACCUUCAGCAAAGAGAGUUUCAAAUCCGAUUCAAACGCAAAGAGAAAUCCUGGGAGGACGCCAGGGUGAUCUCCGAACUUCAAGGUCAGGAGUGGACCCGGCUCAACGAGAAGUUGCUGGACCGGGAUGCGGUGUACGAGACUCAGGUUCGAGUCAAAUCCCGAGAACAUGCAGGAGAGUGGAGCGAGUGGAGCCCAGUGACUGAGUGGAGAUCUGAAGUGGGAAAUAUGGCUGCUGGAGUAUUCAGAAAGCCUGACAGCCCUCUGCAGACGGAGCUGCUGUUUGUGAUGAUCUGUGUUCCAGCCCUGGCUGUCUUCUUAAUCACCAUCUACAGCAGGAAAUGGAUUCACAGAGUCUCCUGUCUUAAUAUCCCAGAUCCGUCUAAAUAUUUCGCCCCCCUAAAUUCACAGCAUGGAGGAAAUUUCCAGAAGUGGCUCAGCCCCAUGUUCUCACCCGAGUCCUACACCGGAGACGAAUCCAACACCAAAAUCUCUCUGGUGGAAGUCUUCGAGGUGAAGGGCUCCUUCGAGAAGGAGUGCCCGGGAUCGGGGUGUCGAGAGUGGGGCAAGAAUUGCGAUUCCUCCUCCUCCUCCGGAGGCUUCUCCAACAUGGGCUACUUCUACUCCAAAUACCCCGGCUCCCUGGAGAUCGACUCCUGCCCGGUGUACUUCAGCUACGAACCCGCGGACCGGAACUCGGACACCAGCGUGGCGGAAUCCUACGAGCGGCUGGAAAACCUGGAGCAAGAUCCGGGGAAAAACUGGGAAAACCAGGAGAGCUUGGAUCCCGAUUCGGGAUUCGGACUGGAGAGCGGGUCCAGCGAGGAGAGCCCCGAUCUGAACGGGCUGCCCCAUGCCGUUUCCACCCCCCUCCCGUUUCCCAGCACCCUCCCGGCUAGUUGGUUUCUCCCACAUGGACAGUUCCCCUUCCCUGCUAUCGAUUUCACUGCUCUGGCCGCGGGGUCUUCCGGUCCACCAGGGGGCGCUCUUUUCAAUGCUUCUCCAUUGAAGAUCCCACCCACGGUGGUCGAUUACAUGUCCGUGAAGGAUCUUCAAAAUCUCAAUAAGCCGAUCUGAACGGAAACGGGAGUCAGACUCCCGCUGCACAGCAGUGUGAUCCAGUCCUGGUUUCACUAGGAGUUUAAUAAUCAGACACACCUGAGCUUGUUAGCUAGACACACUGGGGGCUGAUCAAGCUGGUAGCAGUAAAACCUGGACUGGAUCACACUGCUGUGGGAUGGGAGUCUGAUUCCCAGCCCUGAUCUCUCUGUCUAAAUAUCCCACAGUUCCCAGCAAUAUCCUGUAGCUCUCUCCACUAUAAAAUCAGCUACAAACCUCCUUCAACCAAAGUCUAUCUACAGGGCUGGGAAUCAGACUCCCGCUGCACAGCAGUGUGAUCCAGUCCUGGUUUCACUAGGAGUUUAAUAAUAAGACACACCUGAGCUUGUUAGCUAGACACACUUGGGGCUGAUCAAGCUGGUAGCAGUAAAACCUGGCAUGGAUCACGCUGCUGUGCAAUAGGAGUCUGGUUUCCAUUCAUUAUAGUGUUUUUACGGAACUUAUAAGCAAUUAAAAAUUCAGGUAAACGCUGACCAGUGAAAAUUGACUUUGAUAUUGUCCCGUAGCACCACCUAGCGACGCUUGCAGGAAAUGCAUGUGUGUAUAUAUACGAAAUAUGAUUAGAAAAAAUGACCAUUUUAUAAGCUAGUGCAAGUUUAUCUUCUGCUGCGUGAACGAAGAAAUUGUAACCGAAUCUGAAUGUUUGUGAAGCUGCUUUGAAAAAAAAAAAAAGAAAUAUUUUAAAAUUGUUCUUUUUUUCAUAUAUAUGUAUUUCAUUUUUGUGUUGUUGUUGUGUCUGUUUAUAUGAAUGAAAUUACUGUUUAAUAUUAAAGGCUUGAUUUAAUUCGUAAAACUGCUUAUUUCCUGUCAUCCAUGGUGACCUCAUAUGGGGACGGAGAAAAAACACAAAAACGAUCCUAAUCUUUAUAUACAGCAAAAGUUAACAUCGCCCUGUAUAAGGAACUACGGCUCCCAGCAUGCCUCUGCACCCGCGGCAAUGGUGAGGCAUGCUGGGAGCUGUAGUUCUUUAUGCUGUGGUCUCGUAUCACAAGCGAUACAGACCUCUAUUACGAUACAUCAUGUACAGCUGUGGACAAAAGUUUAGCAGCAUCACCCUCUAUAUAGAAUGAACUGAUUCAGCUUCAUAGAGUCCAAUGAAAGCUGCUGAAUAAUGUUCCCUUGUUAACAUAUUGAAUUCCACCCCCUCUAUAUAGAAUGAACUCCCUCAGCUUCAUAGAGUCCAAUGAAAGCUGCUGAAUAAUGUUCCCUUGUUAACAUAUUGAAUUCCACCCCCUCUAUAUA